Molecule: messenger RNA, 2253 nt
Organism: Penicillium daleae
Lineage: Eukaryota; Fungi; Ascomycota; Eurotiomycetes; Eurotiales; Aspergillaceae
Product: protein phosphatase regulator GAC1
Exons: 3
Coding region: 1-2253 (750 amino acids)
Biological process (GO): regulation of glycogen biosynthetic process
Cellular component (GO): protein phosphatase type 1 complex
Molecular function (GO): glycogen binding; protein phosphatase 1 binding
Source: RefSeq, a predicted model, not a curated record
AUGCCAUACACUGCGCCAGCAAAGUCGUUGCUCGCCACACAGCACAUUGAAUACACCAAUCUUCCAUCCGACGCCUGCCCUGAACGACCGGGCGCGGCUGGGUCUGCAUCACAUCGACUGCAGAAUUCUCGAUCCUACUCUUCCACCUCAUACGUCCGUCGGCACAGGAGGAGCCCGUCGAUCUCGAAAUCGAACGUGCAUUCCUCCUCUGACCCGUCAUCCCGCCUUUCCCCCACCAUCGAUCCGCAUGCCAGUCUCCGCCAGUCUCCGCCGCCUCUGAACAAUGCAGCCAUUCCCCCGGGGGCGGUAAUCUCGCCCCCAGAAUCCGUGACGAACUCGAGUGAUGAGGAAUCAUCUGAACCGAAAGACGAGAUCAAACUUGAGGAACUCGAGGCUGCAGUGCGGUCCAUUGAGCAGCGGAGGGAGAAUUCACCUGAAAGAGAGACGAUGCGCCCGGCCGACGAGUCAGGAACUGAGGCUCAAUCCUCUUCAUCGCCCACUCCCCAGGCUAAGCCCAAGCCCAACUAUUUGCGGCUAUCCAAGGAGUCUCGCAAGAUCUCCCACUCACGCUCGUCUACUGAAACAGCAGUGAAUCUCAGGAGAGAACAGGCAUUGACCAGCUCGCCGGACGACAGCGAUGCCGAGGCUACCCCCAAGCCGCCAAUGGUGAGAAAGAAGUCAGGUGAACUGGUUCGUCCAGCUCUUCGUCCCGCCACAGCUCGUCGGCGACCAUCUAGCAUGCCAGGUACCCCGGUUUAUGCCAAGGCUGUGCAUUUCGACUCGCAAUUGGAGCAUAUUCGGCAUUUCUUGCAGCUCGACCGGCCCUUGGCUGUGAGCGCCGAAACGUCCCCGGUGGACAGCCACGAUGGUGAUACCGAGUUUCCAUUUGGUCAUGAUGCGGACAAAUCUGCCCCAUCUUGGGAGUGGGAGUUGCGGCUCUCGAACUUCCCUAAAGAUGCGCCCCACCGCGCUACUCAUGCAGUCCGCCUAGAACGGUUGUUCCUCUCAGCUGACAAGAAGAGUCUGAUUGGCUCUGUGUCUGUGGCUAACCUCGCGUUCCACAAGCAUGUGGUUGCCCGUUUCACGUUCGAUCAUUGGAGAACUGUGUCCGAAGUCGUCGCCGUGUACAGCCACGAUGUUCGUCGCAAGCACGCCCAUGAUGGACACGAUCGGUUCACCUUCGACAUCAAGCUCGACGAUCAGGCCAACUUGGAAAGCAAGAAAAUGUUUGUGUGCAUUCGGUACAACGUCGAUGGUCAGGAGCACUGGGACAACAACAACGGCAUGAACUACCAGGUCGAGUUCGUCAAAGCCUCCAAGCCUGCCACGAACAAACCAUCAGGUGGCAACCGCCCAGCUCUUCCUCGUAGUCGAACUUUCACUGGCUCUCACUCUGGUAGCCGCCCGCUGUCUAUGCCUCCCUCGUUUGAGGAUUUCGCCGACGUUGGCAGGAAGGCACCGUUCAGUAAUCCUUUCACCGCGAACGCAGGACCUCCGCUCAGUCGAAGCACCUCGAAUGACAUUGACACGAUCGGCCCUCCCAAGCGCCGCGAGAAGCCACAUCCACAGGCAUUCGGCAACCGGUAUGAUUUCGGGGCAUCGCUGACUGCGGCUAUGCGGACCAAGACUCCCGUUGAUCGGACCACUCUGACCGCACGCGCUCGGUCUACCCAGACCCCGGAGGCACCCAAGGCCAAGCCGGUGGAGAAAGAUUUGGACAUCCGGCCAGGUCGGAUUUCUCCAGUGAGAAAUGAUGCUCGACCAGAGGAUCUGAAGCCUUCCUCACUGGUAUCUAGCAAGCCUUGCCACGAGUCUUCGUCGUACAAAGAGCUGGUGGAUAAAUACUGUUUCUACGGUUCAUCCAACAAUACUCCCAAUGAGAAGCCGCCAAACUUUGCGAACUUCACCCUCAGCCUGAAAGGAGAGGAGCCAGCGAAACUCUUCAACGCGGCUGCUCCCUCGCCUCCUCUUUCUCCCCGCUCCCUGCCUCGAGAACUGGUUGCGACCGAGGCAUCUCGUGUGGAAUCUCGUCCAGCCUCGGGGAGCCCGCGAGCCUCUCCUCGUGCAUCGCCUUCAAUGGCCUUUCGCUAUCCCUACCACCAGACGACACUGCAGAAUGGAUUCAUGAAGGACUCUCAGUCGUCGCCAGUCAUUCGAGGGGGAUAUGAUGUUUCUUUCCUGGAGAUGCCCGAUUCCUUUUACUUUCCGUCCUUGACCGAUUAUGCAUAUGCGCCCUGUGUGGGUGCUCAGUGA